Messenger RNA from Trametes versicolor FP-101664 SS1, 660 nucleotides. RefSeq lists its product as uncharacterized. The transcript has 4 exons. The record is from RefSeq and is a predicted model, not a curated record. Lineage: Eukaryota; Fungi; Basidiomycota; Agaricomycetes; Polyporales; Polyporaceae. The coding region runs from base 1 to 660 and encodes 219 amino acids.
AUGCCGACCGCCGCCACUCCUGAUCCGACACUCCGCCUCCUCGUUGACUCUUGGACGAGUCAUGCUGGGCGCGGCUCGUUCACCUCGGUGAUCGCGCGCGUGGAGGACGAUACUACGGGAGUCACUUUCACUCUUCCAAACGAUUACGCGGACCUUGCGGCGUCGCGCGAACGAUGGGAGGGCUGGCUGGAAGUGAUAAACCACCCCACUGGCCAGGGCAUGUUCCCGGCGUCAACAACUGACCGCCAACGCGCGGCGCUCCGAGGACUCGCGCGUGCUCUCAUCUUCUUCAGCAUCGAAGACGCCCGCGGGGAACGCAAGCGAGACUGGCCUCACUUUCUCAACCACAUCCGCGAGGUUGCUGCAAGAGAGGGCCUGACGGGCGAGCGGCAACCCGAGCUUGUCGCCGACUGGGCCCGCACGGAGUAUCAGGCCUCUAGCACCUGGCGAUCAGAGCAGCGCGCGCGCGAUGGUCGCCGUGCUGCAAGCGCAGGCGCUGAUUCGGACCCGGAUACGGUGCGCGCGCGCGAGGUUCACGAAGCUGUGAGCACAGACUCGGACCCGGACUCGGUCGCGGAGAUGGGUACUACGGCAGGGGGGUAUAAUACCGACUCUAGUGUCCCGUCGCUGAUGUUAGGGACGUGCCACACGAUCAUGUAG